CUCCCGCAGCCCUCCCGCCGGCGAGAGGAGCCGGGCGCUGGGGACGGGGUCCCCUCUGCGUCCCCCUUCGCCACUUACCCAGGAAGGAGCCAAAGAAGAGGAGCUGGCCCAGCAGCCGCAUCGCUGCACGCAGCAAUACGCGCCGAAACCGAAACCGAAGCGGACUAACAGGAAGAUGGUUGAGGAUCUGAAGAGAAAGGUGCUCAUUGUUCUUACUGUCCUCCUGCUCCUCAGCUCAGCACAAGCAGGGAGUACAGACAGACUCUCAGGGCAUCAAUGCACUGACUUCCAAACAGCAAAUUUCCUACGGGGCAGUAAACUUAAGGUCCAGUUUCUCCUGUUCACCCACUCAAGUCCCAGCUGUGGGGAGCUGAUUUUAGCUGAUGAUGGAAUCAAGAACUGCAGCUUCAACAGCAGCCUGGAAACCAAGAUUAUAAUCCAUGGCUUCAGGGCUUUGGGUACCAAACCUUCCUGGAUUGAAGGGCUUGUCCAUGCCAUAUUGCACUCAAGCCAGGUGAACGUGAUUGCAGUAGACUGGAUUUAUGGGUCUACAGCAGCCUAUCCCUCCGCAGUGGAAAAUGUCACACUUCUGGCCCUCUCCAUCUCACAACUUAUCAGCAAGCUCCUGGCCCUGGGAGUCUCAGGGACAUCCAUCCACAUCAUUGGGGUAAGCCUUGGUGCACAUGUUGCAGGCCUGGUGGGGCACUUCCAUGGUGGUCAGCUGGGACGGAUAACAGGCCUGGAUCCCGCAGGCCCUAAAUACACCAGAGCCAGCCCUGAGGAACGCCUCGAUCCUGGGGAUGCCCUCUUUGUGGAAGCCAUUCAUACUGAUGCUGACAAUUUUGGGAUCCGUAUUCCUGUAGGCCACAUUGAUUAUUUUGUCAAUGGAGGAAGAGAUCAGCCAGGAUGCCCCCGAUUCAUCUCUGCAGGCUAUAAGUACCUGAUCUGUGAUCACAUGAGGGCAGUACAUCUCUAUGUCAGUGCCUUGAAACAUUCAUGUCUGAUGGUGGCAUUCCCUUGUGCAAGUCAUCAAGAUUUUUUAAACGGUCGUUGCCUGGACUGUGUUGACCCAUUCCUGUACUCCUGUCCCAGAAUAGGUCUGCAGGAACAGGCAGGUGUCAACAUGAGAAAGCUGCCCAAGGAGGUGAAAGUUUAUUUAAUGACCAGUCCCUCAGCCCCAUUCUGUGUCCAUCACAGCCUGGUUGAGUUCCAUUUGCAGAAGACAAGAAACACAGUCACCAGCAUUGAGAUAACUUUCUUCAGCAACAGCACCAAGGACACAGCGAAGAUCACCAUACCUAAGCACCAGGAGAUGGGCAAACGGCUGCUGGCCCACAGUGUUCCCCUCUGCCAGAUAAACAGGGUGACACUGAAGUACCUCCCCAAAAGUCAGUUUUGGAGGAAGGAUGAAUCAUUCAUUGUCGGCAAGUUCUGUGCAGCUCCGCUGCCUCUUGCCAGCAACAGGACCACAUCAUGCCUGCCCUGGAACCUCACCCUUCCCAGCAAAACAGACAUCUCCUACGAGCUGCCCACUGCUUGUGCCUAGCACUGCCUUUGGAGCUUGCAGGCAUACCCAAAAUCAGAAAGGAGCCCUGAAGAUACUGCUGUGCUCUCCUCACAGGCUAUAUUUUCACCAUAAAACUGGAUGAUUAUUUUUUUUUAGUUCCUGUAUUAUCAUAGAAUCACAAAAUGGUUUGGGUUGGAAAGGACCUUAAAGAUCAUCUAGCUCCAAAACCCCUGUCAUGGACAGGGACACCUCCCACUAAACCAGGUUGCUCAAAGCCCCAUCUAGCCUGCCCUUGAACACUUCCAGGGGGACAGGAUGUCAAAAUGGACAGGCUUCCAUUAGGGACAGGAUGUCAAGGAAAAGAAGUGUGUGGCAGACUGGCAAGUACAAGGUUGGUUGGUCACAUCAGGACCUCUCAGUUAAAAGACUGGAUUGGGACUUAUCUCUUAUGGAUUCUGUACCCAGCUCUAAAAGUGAGAUGGGCAGGUCAUUUAAUCUCAAGGUUCGGAUCUGUAUGAAAGAAGAAGAUACCACUUUUCCUACAAGAAGAGUAUUGGGAUGAUUAAUUUGUGUUUUAUAUUAAAGUGUCCCGAGAACUUCAUAUUAAGAAUUAGAAAUAUUAUUUCUCCUCAUCAAGGGGAAACUGUGUGGUUCAGCUUUGGCAGCAGAUGGAGUCAUUGUUAGCCAAUGCUUUAAUGGGAAACUCUAGUCCUAUCUACAAUACACUUUGAGAGUAAGACCCUAUUGAUUUCAUGUUAGUGCUCCUGCUAAACAAUCAGUAUUAAUAUCCUUCCUGUGACAAGCCUGGAGCAGCUCCUCUGGUUGUUGGCUCUUUGAAGCUCACAUGAAGUGAAACAGAUACCAGGAACAUGGCAGUGCUCUUGCAUCCAAUUUUGUACUGCUUUGAACAACUGUCAAGAAUAGAAGGUAACGGGAGUAGAAUGGAGCUUUGUAGCUACAGGGCCACCUAACACAAAUUAACCCCAGGAACUCCACACAGCCUUUCAGACCUGGAAAAGCAGCCAAGAUUUUGAAAGAAUUGGUGAAAGAGUACAACAUGAGAGACACGUACAUAGAAACAGCCCUCACCCAUCCACACCUUUUCCACCACCUUGAUGCACAUGCAAAUUCAAGAGGAGAAAGUAUUACAACACUUCUGCCAAGAAACCACAUCUUCUGUAUACUGGUUUCUCUGGUUCCCUGGACUGGCUUCACUUGGUGACAGAGAAAUGCACCAGGAACACCAUGGUCAGGAGAAGGACAUGACAAAGGCACUUCUGCUGUGAGGAAGCCUCAGACAUUUGGCAUGAACUGUCAGUACUGCUCCACUAGACUGUGUCACUGCAGAGUUACCUCCUGCUUUCAGCUCACAUCCAAGCUUUUGGUCCUUACCAUGUGGCUGUUUGGAAGCCCAGGUAACAAACAUCAUCUCCAGUAUGCACUCAGGAGAGGGUUCGAGCUGGGUUCUGGCAACCUGACAGAGAUCCAGGUUGGUUGGUGCCAUAACUGAAGAGUUUCCAGGGAGCUUCUUGUUGAAGACUGAAAUAUAACCUCAGCAGACACCUGUGAAGGGCAGUGUGUAAUUCAGCCCAACCCAGUCCACUGCUUCAGGGAGGCGCAUAAAGCACCGCAGUGGACACAGUUGCAUUGUGCAUUUCAGUUCCUUUGCAGAAGGGACCCCAACAGCUCUCACAUGAAUUUGCUGGAGACAUUUCCUAGCUGUGAAAGGCAAUGGGGUCAGGAUGAAGCAAGAAUGCAGCAGCACAGCAUGGCAACAACCAUUAGGAGGAUGAUUCCCGGGCCUGGGGCAGCCCCGUUCUCGUGCCCCGGGGGGACAGCGAAGGCGAGCGGCGCGAGGAGCCGCGUACGCCGUGGAUCCCACACACACACCACUUCAGAGGCCUCUCCAGACCUCAGCAAGACAGCCAGGUCCCGAGGGCACAGGUCUCACCCGGCCGAGACUUGCAAGAUGCCAAACUGGUGUCUGAGCCCCAGCACCUGUGUAAGCAGCGCAAGGCAGGUAGGGCUGCCUCCAACAGCUGGGGCUGACCCAGAGCCAGCUCCACAUGCAGGGUAGCCAUAGCCCUGUCUGUCUGUGCCAGGAGACACUGAAGAAUGCCCUGCACUGUGUGUGCUGAUGGAGGGACUGAUGCUUCUCCCUCCUUCCCGAGAUUUCUGGAGCCUGGAUAGGCCCUUACCCUCACUGCUCAGCUUGUUUGCACCAGGUUCUGUGGGACAGAGGGUUCCUCUCUCAGUACUGUCAUCUCCAAUUUCCUGACAGAGGAACUGGCUGGAGAAGCUUGUCAGCCAAGGCCUGUUGCAGCUGAGCUUGGAAGAGGCUUUCCAUCUCCACACUGUUUUCACCUAGGAUAUUGCACUUCUUCCUACCUCACCAGAGAUGUUUUGUACUCACUCAUUUCUUCACUCAGUGUACGCAUCCUGAGAUCAUCCUCAUUGAGCAUGUUAAAAAAAAAAGGGUUCAGACUCUCCUUCUUGCCUACACCUGCCCCCAGUCCCAAUUCCUCCUCUUUCUUAUUCCAAAUGAAUCGACUCAACCAACCAACCAUUCACCAGAAUUUGGUAGCUUCUUUGAGAAGUCAUGCUUGUCAUACAUGAGAAAUCCUAAAGAUAAUUCCUGGUCUUUCUAGAGUGGAUGCCCAGUGAGAUGCACGAUACCAAAUCUCAGUAUCAUGCUCCCCAUUACAAGCCCGUUACCGAAGCCAUCAGGCAGCCCGUUUUCCUCUGUCCCUUCACCCCCUGUGCCUUGAGAUCACCUCAACCAUUUCAAAACCUGUUACCUCCCUCUCCAAACCCUCAAACACCAGUAGUUUCAUCUCUGACUUUAAUAGGAAUCAUUAAAUCAAAGAGAACACAGGUUCUGCCAGCAGGCUUGGGAUCGCGAUAUCGGUGUACCUUGGUAUCAGAGCCGCCGACACGCCUCAGAGAGGCAGGACUAGAACACAAACCGGGGAGGCACACUGGGGCAGGCAGCUCUGGUGAACAGCCGUGGGGGUGGGAGGUGCUGGAGUGUUACACUGCAGUCUCACUCGUGUCCUUCAUGUGCUUCUGAGUGGACAUGUCUGCAGGCAGACAUCUCGGUGCUUGCUAAAGAGUGUCUCUCUGGUCAGAAACCUGUGUGAGCAUAUGCUUCCUUGGAGGGACUUUGGGAUCAAAUCAGCCUGUUGUUCCCUAGAGUUCUGGGGUCUGAGUGGGAGCCAGAGGGGCUCGUCCUUUGCAGAGAGGGUGAGGAGAAUUCUGGAGAUGGUUUCCAGAGGCUGCAGAAGGAAAGCAAUGGAGGAGGGAGGAAAAUAAGAGCAGAGAGGGGAAUGGUAGAGGGCGGGGGAGGGAAAGAGAAAGAGAGCACCAUUAUUAUCAAAGGAAUAAAUUUUACUUCCAAAAUUUUCCAAGACCCAAGCCUCAAGGAGCCCACCGUUACCUGUCCUUCUGCCCACCCCUAUAAAUUAGCAUGCAAAACGGUGUCAUUCUUCAACAUGUGAAAAACUGGAAAAGGGCCAGUUCCAGAAAACAGCCAUCCUGAGACUGCAAAAACCAACCCCUCCAAAGCACCUCCUGUGGUAUCAGUGAAACAAAGCCCACAGCUCCUUCGAUGUUGCUCUCAAAGCAACUGUAAAACAAUUCCUACAAACCUGGAUACCAAGCUACAGUCCAAGCAUCCAUCCAUUCAUCUGCUCACCUCAGUCACCCAAUAGAAAGCCAGCCGCAAGAUGUAACUGUACAAAACUAAGUAGCAGCAGCCCCACAUCUGGCAAGCACUUGAUAACAAUGAACUAGAUCAUCUGCAGUAUGAAAAGGGGAAAAGCAGGUGGCUUUUGGUUGUUUGAAUUGUCAUGCAGAGAAUAAAGUUUAGUUUGCUAUGGGGCAUUGAACUACACAGCAGUACACUGUUAAAACAAGUUCUGAGCAGAACCUUUGAACCUGCCUCUUUUAUACAGGCAGCCUGUAAUUUACUGAAAUACCUCCCCUCCUCAGAGAGAGAAUGUGCUCAUCAGUAGCAUCUUAGUCUGUCUUGCUUGUCAGCAGAGUAGAAACUCUUUCAAGGAACUAGACUGUAAGACUAGUAGACCAAUUGUGUCCUGGGACUAUUUUGUUAUGCACAGUCUUCACAGAAUCACAGAGUCAUUCUGGUUGGAAAAAAACCUUUAAGAUAAUUGAAUACAGCCAUAACCUAACUCUACCAAGUCCAGUGCUUCAACCAUGCUCCUACACAGUACUUCGGGCAUUCAAGAGUUGCCUCCGGCCCUGUGGCAUAGCAAGGUGACCACAGCAGUGACAGAAAAUGAAAAGGAACGUGAUCCAUAGAAGCACGUCAGCAUGGGGAAUUUAGAGAACUGGAAGGUGAUUACCCAGUUGAGAAGUUGCUGGGGAAGGAGAUGAGAGCACAGACAUGGGGAAAGCCCCAGGGGAGCGCUGACCUCUGGGACCGCAGCUACCACUUAUUUCAAACAAUGACACUGGAGGUCCCUGCUCACUAUGGAUGUUUUCACCACUUCUAGAGGAAAAGUUACAAAAGUGCUUUCCCUGGGCCAUGGCAGACCUGCUCAGAUCACCUGCUGAGCUGUGAAAAGUGCCUGGCCAGAAAGGAAAACUGCAGCCCUGCUGUAUCACUUUUUUUUGCUGGCUGGGCACUCAAGUCACUGUGGAAUGCCGUCCGGACGUGACGACUGCUGUUGUGCUGCAGGGACGUGAUGUGAUUAGGAUACCCAAGUGCUGGGCAGAUUAACAAGGAAGUGCUGGUUCCACUGCUAUGGACACAGUAAACACAGUUUGUGUUUCCUUGUCUGAGUAUCUUAGAAAUCAAAAUACCACACUGGCUGUUGUCUACAGACUGAGAGACAAGGAAGAUAAUCCUGCUCUCCCACCACAAAUACUGGCCUCUGAAACAUUUAGGAUUUUAUCACAGGUCUCUACUGCAAGUAUCAGCACGCCUUGAUAGUUCCUCAUUCACAAGAUCUAAAAACCCAAAAGCUUCCAGCUUCCAACAUGUUCUAAAAGGACUGUGUGAAAGAAAUAAUAGUUUUGUGCUGUGUAGCACAAGGUUUCUCCAACACACACCCCCCUCUUGCAUGAUUGUUCACAGUGUUGACUCAUUACCAAAACCAGGUGGAAACAACUCAAAAAAAGCAACAGUGUCCCUUGCCUUCUCCUUUGUGUAAUUGUAUUUGAAAUUCUGAUAUUAUUGAGCCUGAUCAACCAGGAUAAUUCUGCCAGUGACCUGAGAGUAGCUGUCUUUCUGCUGAGAAGACAAAAUACCAUCAUUGGCAAAAUGACUUCACCAUGUUUACAACACUAGCUGCAUUCAUUUUUUAUUCUAUCUACUCAACAGAUGUGCCUAACAGUUAGGAAGAUAGCUGUCUCAUAAAUGAUUCCUGCCUCUCCAAGCAAGGACUGAAAAAGCUACAAAUGCAUAUCACCAGCAGUCUAGCAGCAAAACCAGGAACUUCCCAUUCCUAACAUUUCUCAUCUAAAAUAAGGAUUUUUUUUUUCUUUCUCUGCCACUUGUGUUAAAAAAAAAAAAAAAGUAAGAAAGAAAAAGACAACAAAGAAACAAAAUUAGCAAAAUUCUUGCUGACUUCUUAGCUGAUCCAAGCAAACCCAGAUACUAUUGUUCCUUCCCUGGCCAGUUUCUUUGUAUCCCAAAUUUAAAGUUUGGAGGCACGGAAGCAGUACAUGAACAAGCACAUGACUCAACUGAAAGCAGAACUGUAUAAAACAGGAAGAUCUUCCAGUUCCACAAAUUUCAAAAACUAAGAACAGCAACUGGAUGAAACAGCAAGAAAGGCCUCCUCCACCAGAGGCCUACUGCAAAUAGCAAGUGCUGUCUGACCCAGCCAGCCUUUUCAUUUAGAGCACUUAGGAGGGAUGGUCCCCUUGCAGUCACAGCAGUGAGGCUUGUGCACAAGCACUGCAGGGGAGGGAAAAUCACUGCAGACUUGUCAGGGUUUGUUUGUGCUAGGAGUCACUGUGUCCUGCCUCAUGCUCUCUGCCAGUGAGUCCACAGCCCAACCAUUUGCAGCCCAGAAGAAGGCUGCUGGGAAGAUCAGAGUGCAAUGGUGCACCAUGUUCAAGGAUGCCUGUCUCAAAGAUGGUCUCGCUAGCGGCAGCCCAGCCCUGCAACUUUCUUCCUGCCAGACAGACCAAAAUGGGACACAUGCAGCUCCCGGGACAGAAAUCCCAGUCCCAGGGUUGGUGUCUGGCAGCUGGAUGCCAGAAAGCAGCUGUUAUGGAACAGUGGCAGGAAUGCACGUUUCAGGGUCUGCAGUUGGUGUGCAGCAGCUGGCUAAAAGUAGCUCAGUGUGGAAUUCUUCUCUUGGCCACUUGAAGUUGAAUUUCAAGUAUGAGCUACCCUCCCAUCUGUUUGUUUCCUACACUGCUCCUCUGCCCCAACAUCCACCAUGUCCCAGAAUUUUUCUCUUGCAGGGUAAAGAGUUUGUAUUUUGUAAGAGAGGAUCUCGUUCCCACUCACUGGAAAGCAGAGUUUGAGGAGUGUCAAAGCAAUGCUUAGCCUGUCAGUCCAACCAGGGUCACUGGAGGCAAGCGCUGUACCACACAGGGCAGUCUUUCCAAUAUCUUACUGAUCUGGCUGAGCCAAAGCUCAGCUAAAUGGAAGACAGAGCAAACGCUGGGAUGAGUGGUGAUGGGGAGAGGGAAGAAAGUCUCUGGGUUUUCUGACCCUGCCCAGAUUGAGCACUUGCAAGGUGUACAGCAACCCCCCAUUAUCAAUCCACUGUACACCCUGGAGCUGUUUCUACCCCUGUCAGCAUCUCCUGGGUUGUCUGCUCUCUCACAUGCAAAUGUUUUCCUCAGCUCAGUCUUACAGUAUCUCCAGGUACAGCAUGACAAGCCAACUCAAGCCUUGUGGGGACUCUGUGAGCACUUGUGUACCAUGUGCCAGACUGGACACUAUUCCAGUUUCACUGCCUCCCCUGACAGACGGAGAGAGGACAGGGCAGGGAACAGCUUCCUAUGGCUGGGUAACCAUCCCUUCCACCCCACAGUGAGGCUGAUGCCUGGAUUCAAGCCUUCAUCCCACUGCUCCUCCUUAAGAAAAUCACACAGCUGGAGCCAAUCUCCUGGGACUUGAGGCAGGAGGCAAAUAAAACACUGUGGAGGAGUAAAUCCACAGCAAAAAAGGAUGAGAGGCUGUGGGCCACUGCUCUGCCCAGGCAGUUGCAUGGCAGGAGGGACUUGCUUCCACAAGCAGGUACUUACGCAGGGGUCCCACACAGGGUGAGGUGUGCCCGUGCCAGGAGUGCCCUCACUUCAUAUACUCCCCUUCGCUCACAUAGUCCAUAAAAGACCCCGGCAACUCAGCAAAAUCUUCCAAGACAAGACUGGUGGAGUCCUCACCCAGCAGGUCACUGUCAGGACGGGAUGACCGGGAGCGUGGAGCCGGCGGUGGCGGUGGUGGUGGCUGUGGAGGGGGCUCGGAAGUGCCAGCCUGGCCAGAGGCAGGUGGUGGCUCCUCGCAGUCCUCUGGUUCCCCGUCAGAGGAGGCUGGCCCGAGGACGUGGUAGAGGCUGGGCAAGCGGAUGUCGAAGCGAAGGCCAAACUUGGUGAAGAGCUUCUCAUUGAUGGAGUAGAGCUUCUCCGAGAUGUCGUAGCCCAGGUGGGAGGAGAAAAGCCGAGCAACAUAGCGGUCCUUCCUCAGGAGGAGAUACAGCUUCUUCCUCGGCCAGGUGAUGAAGCUGCAGUCAGUCUCGGCUGUCAGUGUGACCUGUGAGGCAGGGAGGGAGCAAAGUAAGCCCUACCACCCAGGUAGGGGUCACCUACCUUGGGGCUGCAUGCUUCUCUCCAGUGCAUGACCCCAGCCCCUUUGACGCCUGCUCUCUCUGGAGGCAAAGGAGCUGACGAGCCAGGUCACUCAAGCCAAACAACUGCAUAAAUCCGUACCUGCCUCUGCUUCCCCACCCCAAGGAGACAGAGAUCAGGUUUUCCUAUGCAAUUAUCUGCAUGCCCUUGCUUCAUUGCUGAAUGGCCUUGGAGGAUGCACAGCACAGCUCAGUGAGAGAGGAAAUAAAAGAAUUUUACUGCCUCUGUGUGUAAGUAAGGAACUUCUACCUGAGAUUUUAUUGGGUUGGUCUUAGAGAACAUUUAUUUUUGCUUCGGGUUUUGCCAUUGUGGACAAAGCCAUUUCCCCUCCUAGCUCUAAGACUAGUCUAAUAAUAAUAAUAAAAAUAAUUAUACAGUA
Molecule: messenger RNA, 9716 nt
Organism: Apus apus (common swift)
Lineage: Eukaryota; Metazoa; Chordata; Aves; Apodiformes; Apodidae
Gene: PLA1A
Product: phospholipase A1 member A
Exons: 12
Coding region: 176-1546 (456 amino acids)
Biological process (GO): lipid metabolic process
Molecular function (GO): carboxylic ester hydrolase activity; lipase activity
Source: RefSeq, a predicted model, not a curated record